UAUAUUAUCAAAAACGUCCCCAAGAUCCCAAGCUGCUGAUUUGCAGACCGAAAUUCAGAUUCAGAGCUGGGGAGUUGAAGCCUAGUGUACUGCUAGUCUACUACUAUAGCUCAUGGCAACAGUAGCCUCGUAUUCUCCAAAGCCUUUCGCUUCUUACAGACCAACACAAACGGUUGGCGCUCCAACCCCAUCAACUGCAACUCACCUUCCGCCAUUGCCGAUCUCUCGUCGUAGACAAACCUUGAAACCCAUUAUCCACGAUAUCCUUCACAACCACGGCACCGUGGCAGCUCUUGUCGGGACAGGUUUAGCCCUGACAGUUGGCGGAGCUGCCUCUGCUGCGGAAUUCCCUUUACUGGGUUCUUCUCUGCAACUCAAUGAACCCGCAAACGCACUCUCGCUGCCGACCUGGGCUGUUCAUGUCUCCAGCGUCAUCGAAUGGGUCACGGCAAUGGCUUUAGUUUGGCAAUACGGGGAGAAAUCUGGGUAUGAAUCUUGGAAAGGGCUCUCUUGGGGUAUGGUACCCCUGCUAGGUGGGGCAUUAUGUGCAUGUACAUGGCAUUUCUUCUAUAACUCCGAAUCUCUCGAGGUACUGGUGGCUAUCCAAGCAGCAUUGACAGUUAUUGGUAACUUGACUAUGUGCAUUGCCGCAUUUCGCAUAUACAGAUCUUUUCAGAAGGGGCCGGAGAACCUGUAAGAGUACUUUUUACUAGAACCAUGGCCAGUCUACAAGUUGUACUAGUACAGAGAAAAAGGAAGAGGAAAUAAAGUAGAAGUGUUCUCAGCUAUGAGGGGAAAUGAAUCUCUUCGCGACAAGAAACCCAAAUCCUUAGAAUGACACUGCACAUUCAGAAGACAAAUGUCCUUCCCAUGUUAUAAUUGUUGUGAAAUAUGUAUGCACAGACCACUGUGCAGCUUCUGGCAACAUUACAAAGGAACAUUAUUUUUUCAACUAAAAGUUGGAUGUAUUGGCUGGUAAAUGCUGGAAGAUCUGAGAUAUCUAAAACAUCAGUGAAUUUGUCUGUCAAACAAGGGAAUCGACGGCAUCUUCCUAGUUGUAAUACUAUACAUUUUCAAGUUUCUGUAUUAAUUAUCAUAAGCUGUAGCGUCUUUAGAUUAAAAGAGUCUAUAUGACCUGUUAAAGGGUUGUUAAAUAUGAAGUGCCUCAAGUUUGUUUUUGUGGUUCUUCA
Nelumbo nucifera (sacred lotus) is the source of this 1190-nucleotide messenger RNA. RefSeq names its product YCF49-like protein. NCBI's taxonomy places the organism in Eukaryota, Viridiplantae, Streptophyta, Magnoliopsida, Proteales, Nelumbonaceae. The record is from RefSeq and is a predicted model, not a curated record.